This is a messenger RNA of Trametes versicolor FP-101664 SS1, 1035 nucleotides long. RefSeq names its product GroES-like protein. The record is from RefSeq and is a predicted model, not a curated record. NCBI's taxonomy places the organism in Eukaryota, Fungi, Basidiomycota, Agaricomycetes, Polyporales, Polyporaceae. The transcript is spliced from 6 exons. The coding region runs from base 1 to 1035 and encodes 344 amino acids. Gene Ontology annotation, molecular function: oxidoreductase activity.
AUGUCCCAGGCUUCCCCUCAUCCCGACUCUUACACCGCCUACGCCUUCACCGAGGUUGGCAACGGCAAGCUGCAGAAGAUCACCGUCCCUUGGCGGGACCCCACAGACAACGAAAUCGUCGUCAAGGUCCUGGCCUGUGGCGUGUGCGGAAGUGACGCCGUGAUUCCUGAUGGCUUGUACCCCACCUCCUUCCCCCGGAUUCCCGGCCACGAGAUCGUAGGCGACAUCGUCGCUCUCCCCGCGUCCGAGAAGGUCUGGAAGCUCGGGCAGCGCGUCGGCGGCGGGUGGCACGGCGGUCAUUGCCACACCUGCACGCGCUGCCGCGUCGGUGAUUUCAUCACUUGCCAGCACGAAGACAUCAACGGCGUCUUUAGGGACGGCGGGUACGCCGAGUACGCCAUCCUUCGCAGCGAGGCCGUUAUCACGAUCCCCGACGGCCUCGACCCCGUCCAAGCUGCGCCUCUGCUGUGCGCUGGUAUCACCGUCUAUAACUCUCUGCGCCACAUGAACGCAAUACCCCCGGACUACGUCGCCGUUCAGGGCAUCGGAGGCCUCGGUCACCUUGCCCUCCAGAUCGCGAACGCGAUGGGCUUCCGCGCCGUCGCGCUCUCCUCGGGCUCCUCGAAGGAGACACUUGCGCGCUCGCUCGGCGCGCAGGAGUACAUCGACGGCUCGAAGGUCGACCAGGCAGCGGCGUUGCAGGCGCUCGGCGGCGCUAAGGUCAUCAUGUGCACGGCGCCGAACUCGGAGGUCAUGGGCAAGCUGCUGCCCGGGCUCGCCAUCGAUGGAACGCUGCUCUUCAUUGCCCUUGCGAUUGAGCCCAUCACCCUCGCCCCAGUUCAACUCAUUGGCGGCCGGUUCUCUAUCAGAGGGUGGCCCUCGGGGCACGCCGCCGACACUGAGGACUGCCUCGCGUUCGCGAAGGCGCACAACAUCAAGUGCAUGGUCGAGGUCUUCCCGCUCGAGAAGGCCCAGGAGGCUUACGACCACCGCGGGUCUGCGCGUUUCCGCGCGGUCGUCGUUCCAGGGCUCUAG